CCAUAAUUAAGAGUUACUUCUUUCUAUAUUUCUAUAGUCAUAUUUUAAAUAGCUAAUGUUCCAUCUUGUACUCUUUUCAUUGUUUUGAUCGUCUCAUGACAAAGUGCUUGCACUGUGGACGGCCUUGAAGUAGGAGGCAGAGAAGAGGAGUCCUCCCUGCUUCCCUUCUCGGGCCGACUUGAGAUAACGGACACAAUGGGCAUCUGUGCGGCCGUGAGGGCGGGGGGAGAGAUUGAAGAACAGAAUGUUUUCGUGAUGUGUGGCAGACCGAUCUGGACCGGGCUGGGGAACGCUUGUGUACUGGGUUGGUCUCAGGUUUGUCUUCUAAGCUUGGAGAAUAAACCACAAAAUACCAAAUACUGCCUGUUGAUUGAAUAUAAACAUCAGCUUAUUGCCAUAAAAAGAAUCUGGGAGAGACUAGCAAUUUGAAUUCCCCAUUGGAGGAAUGCUGGUCGACGCAACAAUACCGACAAGUUGGUACACUUUGACAGCCAAUUUAGACCCAAGAAAGAUGCUUGGUUCCUCCUCCCAUUUCUUGGCGAGGAUUAUAUCAUCUAAAUUGGAAUAAGUGGAUAUCCGAACCGUCUGCAAUCUAAUGGCCGCAGACCUUGUAGAAAACAGGUGCGUGAGCUCAGGCAUUCAGAGCAACAAGAAGGUAAAUAAAGGAGGACGAGGAGUGCUGGCGACUUGAAUAUCCACCACACUAAGAAGAAGAAGAACAAAACCAACACAGGACGUUCGGAACACGUUUGGGAGGAUUUUGACAAGGAUGGCUCAUGGCGGGGUGGUCCUGGACAGAGACCAGUUCAACUGCUCAGUGUGCCUGGAUGUCCUGAAGGAGCCAGUGACCAUUCCAUGCGGCCAUAGUUACUGCUCCGACUGCAUCCGCCUCUGCUGGGACCAACAAAGCAACUCGGGGGUCUUCAAGUGCCCUCAAUGUCGACAGGCUUUCAACCCCAGGCCGGAGCUCUGCCGAAACACCUUACUGGCUGACUUGUUGGAAGGACUUAUGCAAAGUGGACCACAGAAGGCAGGUCAAAGUCCGGCAAAGAGGGAGUACAAGGUGGUCAGUCAGGCCAUGCGACAAGUAUUGAACAAAUUAGAGCCGGAUGACCAGAAAUGUAUUCAGGAUGAGUUGGAUUCCAAGGAUGAAAAGACAAGGGUCUACAGAAUGGCUUUUCUCAGAAUGGAGAAGAAGCAACUUGAGGAGCAGAAGAAGCAGAUAGAGAAGACGCUGGUUGAGGACCAGAACAUGUUGGAACAGACCAAGGAGGAGGCAAGGCAGAUGGUGGAACUGUCGAGGGAAGUGGUGAAUAGCAGCAAGAGUAGGGAGAAGGUUUGGAUUAAUUGGAGCCAGGCUGUAGUGGACAAAGACCUGAAGGAGCUUGACAAGAUCAGGGAGAAAAUGAAGGACAACGACCAGGAGCAUGAAGAGCUGAUGCAAGACCACCUUGAGGAUCUCCGUGCAUGGGUUGGGAAUGUUGCUACAAGUUGUUUCUAGCAGUCUGGCGAGGGACCAGUCUCCGAGGGACCAGGAUGAGCCGGUCCCAGAAAAGAAGACUAAGGACACUUUAUAAAGUCGUAGGUUUAGCAGACAUCUCUCCAGUCUGUGCUCGCUGUCACAAAGAUCAUUUAUUCUUUCUCAGUCUACACAUUAGAAUUUGCUACCGUCUCCUAUUUAGAUCCUAGACCUACACGGCAAAAACUGUAGUGUUCAAUCAACUCCCACAGAGUUCAUUCUGACACCUUUUAAGGGUGUAUAUAGUUUCACACUCUACAGAGUUAAAAUAACAUUUAGAGUUUCUUCUUUAAUCCUAAAUGUUGUACAUUUAGCAAAAUGUUA
Messenger RNA from Entelurus aequoreus (snake pipefish), 1843 nucleotides. RefSeq names its product E3 ubiquitin-protein ligase TRIM17-like. NCBI's taxonomy places the organism in Eukaryota, Metazoa, Chordata, Actinopteri, Syngnathiformes, Syngnathidae. The record is from RefSeq and is a predicted model, not a curated record. Bases 770 to 1501 code for a protein of 243 amino acids. The transcript is spliced from 6 exons.